This is a messenger RNA of Oryza sativa Japonica Group (Japanese rice), 1120 nucleotides long. RefSeq lists its product as uncharacterized. Gene Ontology annotation, biological process: defense response to other organism. The record is from RefSeq and is a predicted model, not a curated record. Lineage: Eukaryota; Viridiplantae; Streptophyta; Magnoliopsida; Poales; Poaceae. Gene Ontology annotation, cellular component: plasmodesma; plasma membrane.
GUAAUCUUGCCCCUUUUUUUUCCCUUGUAUAUGCAAGGACCCCAUCGAUCACGUUCACCUCGUCUGUCGUCGUGUUCGACGCCGCCCUCCCUCCCUUCUUCUCCCACGCCGGCCAGCCAAGCCAGCUCUCACCACCGGCAACGAUUCCGGCGAGCGCUCGCUCGCGACGACGGCGGCGACAAUGUGCGACGAGUGCUGCUGCACCUGCAGCAACAACUGUAGGGACGGGCUCAUCGUGUGCGGCAUCGUCUUUGGCACCCUCCUCCUCGCCGUGCUCAUCUCCGCGUUCGGCUUCGUCCGCCAGCCCACCUUCGUCGUCGACGACGCCUCCCUGACGCGGUUCAACCUGUCGGCGGCGGCGUCGUCGAUCGCCUACAACCUCACCCUGAAGCUGGUCGUCCACAACCGCAACUGGGCGAUGUCCGUCAAGAACACCAAGCCCAUGGACGCCGAGUACAAGUUCGACGGCCAGCCGUUCGAGCGGAUCCAGCUCGCCGACAAGGGCGACAAGCUCGGCCCCGGCAAGACGGUGGUGCACCGGCUGUCGUCCGGCAGCGAGGGCGCGAUCGUCCCGGCGCUGGGCAACGCCGGCGCCCAGGAGUACAGGAAGGAGAGCGCCAAGGGGACGUUCGAGGUGGAGGUGGCGAUCGCCGGCGAGGUGAGGUACACGGCGAGGCUCACCAAGUGCAAGAUCGAGGCGACGUGCCCGCUCAAGCUGCAGCUCGCGCCGCCGGGCACCACCUCCGUGGCGUUCCAGAAGGUCAAGUGCAAGCUCACCAAGCCGGAGAAGAACUGCUAGGCGACGGAGAUCAUCGAUCAUCAGCCAACGAUGGCGGCGGCGGCGGAUUCUUUCUCUUCGUUCUUGCGAUGAUAUUGGUUGGGGUGUGCAUUGAUUUGCAAUUCCUUUGUUUAAUUUGUGUUUGAAUUUUUUUAAAAUUGACAUUUGUUUAAAGAAAAUGUCUUUCCCACUUGUGUAUUUUGUUUAUUAUUUCUGAUUGAUUCUUUGGUGGUCAUUAUGAUGACAAACAUGUUCCAUCAUAAAUAAAUAUUAUUGGAUGCUUGAGAAAGAGGUUGGAGAUAAAAUUUAGUGAGAUGCUACUCAAAAAUAAAAAUACCUAUG